Molecule: messenger RNA, 902 nt
Organism: Carassius auratus (goldfish)
Lineage: Eukaryota; Metazoa; Chordata; Actinopteri; Cypriniformes; Cyprinidae
Product: trypsin-3-like
Exons: 5
Coding region: 3-815 (270 amino acids)
Biological process (GO): proteolysis
Molecular function (GO): serine-type endopeptidase activity
Source: RefSeq, a predicted model, not a curated record
GAAUGCUGUUCUUGAACUUUGUAGAAGUUUGCUCUUUAAAGUUGUCUGGAUGUGAGCACUCCUCCACUGCAAUGAAAAAUAUUGUUUUUGCUUUGCUGGUUGUGGCUGUGGCUUGCAGCGCAGAUGAUAAAAUCAUUGGAGGUUAUGAAUGUCCUGCAAACUCCCAGCCCUGGCAGAUCUACCUUACUUAUGAUAAUGGGCAACGAUGGUGUGGAGCAUCUCUAAUUGAUGAAAGAUGGGCUGUUUCUGCUGCCCACUGCUACGUUUCAGCUUCUCGUCUGACUGUCCACCUGGGAGAGCACAAUGUGUACACUCAAGAAGGCACAGAGCAGCGGGUUGGGGCAGAGAAAGUGAUUCCUCACCCGAAAUAUAACGAUUAUACGUAUGACAAUGAUUUCAUGCUGAUCAAGUUGAAAGAGCCUGCCGUCUUCAACCAGUAUGUGCAGCCAAUCCCUCUGGCAACCAGCUGCUCUUUUGCCGGAGAGCAGUGCUUGGUUUCUGGAUGGGGCAAUCAGAUCACCACUGGAGUUGACUAUGCUGAUAAACUGCAGUGUUUGGAUUUGCCUGUACUGUCAAGGGCACAGUGUGAGAGUGCGUAUGGAUGGCAGAUAACUAAUAACAUGUUCUGUGCUGGAUUCAUGGAUGGAGGCAAAGACUCAUGUCAGGGUGAUUCUGGUGGUCCUGUAGUGUGUAAUGGGGAACUGCGAGGAGUUGUUUCUUGGGGCUAUGGCUGUGCUCAAAGAGGCUAUCCUGGGGUUUAUGCUGAGGUGUGCAGCUACACCGAUUGGGUCCAGUCCACCAUAGCUAACAAUUAACUACUUGUUCAGCUUAGUUGGACCUUUUGAUUACAGGAUAACAUUUCUGAAAUACCCAUAAUUAAAUUCAGCUUGGAACAAAUAAAA